Molecule: messenger RNA, 3911 nt
Organism: Scomber scombrus (Atlantic mackerel)
Lineage: Eukaryota; Metazoa; Chordata; Actinopteri; Scombriformes; Scombridae
Gene: ncf4
Product: neutrophil cytosolic factor 4
Exons: 10
Coding region: 123-1172 (349 amino acids)
Biological process (GO): superoxide anion generation; respiratory burst; phagocytosis
Cellular component (GO): NADPH oxidase complex
Molecular function (GO): phosphatidylinositol binding; protein binding; superoxide-generating NADPH oxidase activator activity
Source: RefSeq, a predicted model, not a curated record
CGCAGUGUCAGUCAGAGCAAGACUGUUUCUCUUCGUUUGAAACAUUGUUAAGUUGCGCUUUUGUUCGCACAGAAGUUGGAAGUUUUCUCGCUUUGUCUGCUGUCGAUACUGCGCGUAACACCAUGUCGCUGCUGCAGCAGUUACGAGAUGAAAGUGACUUUGACCAGUUGCCUAAUAACAUCCCCAUCAGCGCCACCAUCGCUGAUAUUGAGGAGAAAAAAGGCUUCAUUGACUAUUAUAGAUUUGUGAUUGAGGUGAAGACUAAAGGAGGGAGUAAAUAUCUGAUCUACAGGAGGUACAGAGACUUUUUCAACCUCCACCAGGUCCUCGAGUCCAAAUACUCUCCCGUAGACCCAGACAGACCUGCUCCCAACACCUGCGCCCUGCCCACUCUUCCAGGAAAGGUCUUCCUUGGCAACAAAAAAGAGAUUGCAGAGAGCCGAAUCCCUGAACUCAACGCGUAUAUGAAGAGGUUGCUGGGUCUGCCACCAUGGUUGUUACACGACGAAGCACUCAGGAUGUUUUUCUACCAGAUGGAUCAGGACAGCCAACACCAACCACAAGCUCUCAGGCGUCUCCGCCCACCUACUCGCAAAGCGAAGACAGUCAAACCCAAUAUGGACCUCUUCGCCUCCCCCAGGGCCGAGGCGAUGUUUGACUUUCGCGGCAACGGCAAGGCGGAGUUGAACCUGAAGAGGGGAGAGGUGAUCUUCCUGCUGCGACGAGUCAACGCGGAGUGGCUGGAGGGCACGGUGAACAAUCAGACGGGUAUUUUCCCAGAAUCUUUUGUUAAGAUUAUAAAGCCCCUCCCAGAGACUGACUCAGAAGGUGAGGCUGUUGGCAACGCCUACAGCUGUCUGCGCUGCUACCUGCUCACCCCCUCCGGAGUCGACACCAGAGAUGUGUGUGUACAAGAGGACAUCACCAUCCAGCCUACGUACAAGGACCUGGUAUCUCGCAUGAAAAACGUCUUCAAAGUGGACGACAUCGCCCUGAACUACCGCGACCCCGAGGGCGACCUCAUCCGUAUCCUCGACGACGAUGAUGUCCAGCUGAUGAUCAGGGAGGGCAAGGGUCAGCAGGGCAAAGUCGAGAGACCUGUCAAUCAGUUUUCAUGGGAACUGCACGUGACCAUGGCCUCUGACCUUUCCGUUUACAGCUCCGAGGCCUAAAAGAUAGAGAGAGAGAAAGAGAGAAAGUAAGAAGGAGAGAAAGAAAAGAUAUUUAGUAUUCUUAUAUCAGAACAAUGAACUCAACCAAGUUUAAUAUUGUUGCUGAUACUGCAUGUGCAAGCAUAUAUGAAGUUUUCAAUGAAUUCAAAGCUACAUUCAUGUAAAAAUACUAACUGCUGUGUCUGUUAAUGGCCCAUACAUUUCCCUUAGUAAUAAAAUUAUUUAAUAACAGUUUUACGCUUUGCAUAUUUGAAUUUUUAUGUGGCUGAAGAUUUUUGUUUCCAGUAGCUCUACAUUAGGACACGCUGGGAGUUGAGCUGCACACAGCCUGUUGGUGGGACCAAAUGAGCAAUGUGGAGAUGUCUCUUUGUGCUCUAAGAAACUUUAUUUUCUGAUAGUUUGGAAACUAAAAGAUCAAUUGAUUCGUCAGGAAAGAUAAUCAACAAAUUUAUAAUGAAAAACUGUGAUGAAAUUGUAAACACAGAGUCUGUUUACUUACCUAUUCCCAGAGCUUUCUGCUAACUCACACUGGGAUGUUCUUGGUGGUUGCUGUUUAGUUAGUUGCGUAUGCUUUGGUCCUGAAAUAGGGCAGGCUGCUCUUUACCCAUUCACUGAAGAAUACCAAUAGAUAUGUUUGAAAGCUGUCCAAAUUGAUAAGUUGCAGGAUAAUUCUGGUUUAUUUUAUUUCAUUAUUUUUUUCUCGGUCUAUGGUUCAUGCUAACUUUGCACUUGUUGGCUCCAUUAAAAAGAUUUAGGGAAAAUAGACUGCUAAGCCUCCUAAAGCCUUCCAAAAAUGCACAGGAUUUUUUACACUAAUAGUUUCAAACAUUUGUCUCUGAAUCAGAUCUGAAGUAAAGAAAGAAAAUCUCUUCCUCAAAAGGCCAGUGGACCUUGCAUUUGUGAAAGAAUAUUUACCACAGAUUGGGAUCCCCAAGGUAGAGAGUGAAUCAUCAUUUUCAAGAUAAUAAAGCUCAUUCUUUGUCACAAUGACCUCUAACCAAAUGAAACACCAUCAAAGAUUCCUCUUUCUUGAUCAACCUCAAACUAUUCUCCCCCUAAACUUCACACUCUUGACUUCUCUGAAUAGGGAUAAACUGACAUAUUUUAGCAUAAUCUGUCAAGCUGCUGCGUGCCACAUCGUUCUUUCCACCCUCUAAGUGGAGAGCAGCCAUCAAAAUCUGAAUUUUCCAAAACAAAAUGAGACACUGAGCAUCCAUCAGCUCGGUCAACCGCUCAGAGAUAUUUUGCGGUAAAAGUAUUUGGUGCUACAGGGAGAACUCUGCCACUCAAAAUUGGAUCAUUGUUUAUGAAAUGAAUUGUUUAUGUGCGUGUGUGUCUGAGUGUGUGUGUGUUUGUGUGUUUUUAAAAGACUAUAUUCUCCAUGGCUCCGUCACGCUCAUAUUACGCAAUCACAUUUUGUCCGUGUGUCUGCAUUUCAUUCACACUGGCCUCAGGAAAUUCAGAUAUUGCCUUUGCUGGCAGGACAGUUUUUCCUCAUCUUUAAUGCAAAGUUAUUCGUCUCAUAUUCCUCUUUAACAAUCUCUCCUAGGCCAUGUGGAAGUGAUGCAUCUUCAAAAGUUGCUUAUCACACCAGACGCAACUGCCACCUGCUUGUACUUAAAACAGCUAAUUCUCCAUCCUAAAUUGCACCUGGGAUUCCUGAACACAUGUAGGUGUAAAUGGUGCUUUUUUUCAGGUGUUAAUGGGUUUUUGUUUUUGGUCAUGCUCAGAUUCUGUGAAGGACAACACACUGCCCUGCAUAGCAAUUACAGAUGCAUACUGGAUCACUGUAAUUCAUUCUCUAACAAAUGCUUAGUCGGUGUGCUUUGUGCAAGGGAAAAAAUAGAAUUGGGAAAGAAAAACAUAAAAAUGUUGGCAAAACAAGCGGUAAGCAACAGCAUGCAUAAAUACAGGCACACAGGUGAUCACAUGCUCACACUUUGAUUUAUCUGAGUGUAAAUAAAAGUACAGAGGGAAUAAAAUGGAUAAAAAGGACUUUACAUAUUACUGUGUUUCCAAUUUAAUCUUCGAAUGUUUUGCAAGGCUACUCAAAAGGCAGCCAGGCUUCAUGAACACAAUCACUGCUCACUGGGAUUUGUUCUGCUUUCGGCUCAUGAAGCCUUGUGAUUGCAUUCAGGCUCUGCUUUUGUUGUCACUGCGAUAAUAGCGAGAGCCAACAGCCGCCACCACAGUCUUAACCUGCCACCGCGUUUCCCACUUACAUUUAGCUGAUGUGUUCAUCCAGUGCAAAAGACCACAGAGAGAACGGGCUUGUUCAAGGACGAGCUUUACUAAUGGACAAUGUGACAUAUCAGAGCUGUUUGUUCUGAGGUUUUGUGGAGGCAGAAAUCAUUCUCUUACAAUGUCUAUAAAAAAUAUGACAAUUAUAAUUUAUUUUAAAUACACUUAGAUUGGAAAUGCUCUCACUGCUACUGCGAGAUGCAAUAGCUAGGUUUCCAUCCAAAUGUAUAGUGCCUUUUUCCCCCAGCAAAAUCGGUUGGUUGCUUGGUUGGUUCUCCAAGAUAAACAGCUAGUAGUGCUAAUUUUCCAGCAUUGCAGAAGAAGUAGGGGUGCACCAUAAUGACAUCAAUAAAAGAGCCCCACUCAAACCUUAAAUUGGGAUAAACAUGAUGGGAAUAUGGCAUUUCUGCUUGUCUUGUAUUCAUUUCAGGACCAUAAAAGUCUGCUCAUCACUCCAUACAUAUCUAAUAUUUUGGUUUGCUGGUUAGCGAAAGCAUC